AUGGACAAAGCUGCGGAGAGAAGAGGACAAUGGGUUGCGGAGAUCUGUACUACGGACACUGUAGAUAGGGGCGGAGUUGAAGGAGAAGUCCAAGGUAAUGAGGAGACGCUCCAGAAGUUCUUUAAAGACAUCGAUAAGGGACCACGUCUCGCACACGUGGUCAAGCUCGAGAAAAGGGAUCUCAGCCCUGAAGAAGGGGAGGAUCACUUCGUUGUCAGACGAACUUCCGAUUCGGUCUUCGAAGCUACCAAAUGA
Molecule: messenger RNA, 255 nt
Organism: Aspergillus fumigatus Af293
Lineage: Eukaryota; Fungi; Ascomycota; Eurotiomycetes; Eurotiales; Aspergillaceae
Product: acylphosphatase
Exons: 2
Coding region: 1-255 (84 amino acids)
Source: RefSeq, a predicted model, not a curated record